CGGCGGGCGGAGCAUGCGGCCUCGGCUGGCGUGAGCGGUGGGGCCAUGCAGGACCGCCGGGCGAGCGGCGAGCGCCGCUCCAGCGGUAUAUUCCGCGUGCAAGAGACGCUGGUGAUCGCCGUGGGGCCGACCCCCGACCUACAGUGCUGGGACGAGACGGGACACUGCCGCCACGACGGCGAGGUGACGAACACCGGGGAGGGCGCGAAGGACCCAUGGGCGAGUGACGCGGCGCAGCCGGACGGGGGUUCUCUAGUCAGCGCCGUCUCGGCCGGCGGCGACGGUAUUCAAAUAAUCUGCCGGUACGACACGGCGUGUGAAAUCGCGGACGAGGUGCUUGCGGAGGACGCUUCGCCGCCGGUGCAUGCGCCACCUGAGCCUCCUGUGUCGCCUGACGCUGUCGGAGAGUUCAGCAGCAUCGUCGAGAUCGAUGGCGACAGCUUCUUUAUUCACUCUCGUCUAGUCGGCCGGGAGGAGGACACCGAAGCGAACAGCGGAAGGGAAGAUCACCACGACCAGGACACCGACGACGACGAGGAGGAAGCGGAUAACUCCGAGGACGACGAGAGGGGGCGUCAGUCGAUCGUCAAGCAGUGCCGCCAAUUCUAUGAGUCGCGGCUGGUGGCUCACUGGCCGGCGCCGGAGGCCACGGACACGACCGUCGACGCCGACGAGCGCGAGGAGCGACCGACGAGCGUCGACAGCGGGCGGGAGAGCGGCACAGACAGCCAGACGGCCGAGCUGGGCGACGUCCUGAUGAAGCCGGCCCGCUCGCCCAGCCCGCUGGAGCUCAAGAUGGCCUUGCUCCGGCGCGAGGUG
Messenger RNA from Pollicipes pollicipes, 819 nucleotides. RefSeq lists its product as uncharacterized. NCBI's taxonomy places the organism in Eukaryota, Metazoa, Arthropoda, Thecostraca, Pollicipedomorpha, Pollicipedidae. The record is from RefSeq and is a predicted model, not a curated record.